Numida meleagris (helmeted guineafowl) is the source of this 8746-nucleotide messenger RNA. RefSeq names its product Abelson helper integration site 1 (gene AHI1). Gene Ontology annotation, molecular function: protein binding. Bases 1540 to 4644 code for a protein of 1034 amino acids. The record is from RefSeq and is a predicted model, not a curated record. Gene Ontology annotation, cellular component: ciliary basal body. NCBI's taxonomy places the organism in Eukaryota, Metazoa, Chordata, Aves, Galliformes, Numididae. Gene Ontology annotation, biological process: motile cilium assembly. The transcript is spliced from 20 exons.
AGUGUAUUGUAAGAAAUUUGACGUUACGAAGAUUCUUCUGACAGAAUGCUAGGGAUGGUUCUCUUGGGAACUGAGACCAUCAUGACUGCAGUAUCCAUCACAUGCGUUACCUCACUUCUAGGUUGUACCAAUGGCACAAGGUCAACUGAAGGCUAAUUUAACUCGAUUGAUUCUGAGCAGACAGGGCCUUGUUCAUCCAAAAGUUACAUUCAUUUCUGGAGCUAAAACAGUGACUCUUCUGGUCUCUGAGGGAACUUGGACAUCCACCGUUUUCUUAUUUUACAAAUUUCAACAGUUCUUGACAAUAACAACAAAUCAUUUAUCACUGCUGGAGAAUGAAGCACUGCUGAAACACCUACUAAAUCAGGCACGGAAUGUUUCUGGAGCACCUGCGUAACUUCAGUACAUUCAUGUGUACCGCUGUUUGCAUUUGCAAGAGCUGAUGUCUGUACCAUAUGGCUUAUAAAAAGCUUCCUGACUUUCAUUGUUAGCCUGAGCUCACCAGAGCUAUUCCAUGUUUCUUUUUUUUUUAAAUGGAUGGUCUCAGUUGCUUCCCUGUUACUAAGGCUUUUCACAUUUUUUUUGUUUUAAAACCUCCAUGUCUGCUGUGGUUCUCUUUUCAUGAAUUUGUCCGCAUAUUAAGAACGUACUGGUCUGAGCACACUUGGAGGCACUGCUAAUUAUUAACUUUUUUGUUUUCUAAAACACAGCCCUAACCCAACGGACAUUUCUGCAGGACACUCCGCUUUUGUAAGGUUGGAAUGUCUCUCCCCCUUUCCCUUGCCGUCACGCAGGGCAGCGAGGAACAAGCAAGAGUGCCGCUUGCCCUUUGCAGCACCAACAGAUCCCCUUUGCAGGGACAGUUGCUCUGAGGAAUUCUCUCUCGGUUCCCGGGACACAGCGUGGCCAGCAACUUACGGCGGACCGGGCGGCGGCAAACACAUUGCGGCACGACCACAGAGCGGGGCCGCCAGGAGUCCCGCUCGCGGGCAGUCCCGCCCCGCUCCUGCCACCUCAGGGCGCCAAGGACUGCAAGAGCCACAAGCACCACCGACACCGGCAAAGCACAGCCCCGCAUGCGCACAAAAACCCGCCGGGCAGCCUGCCUCCACUACGCAGGCGCUCGCUCUCACUCGGCGACGGCACUUCGCGCAUGAGCAAAACUGCUACCGCGCUUCCGCUCUUUGCCGGCGGGAAAACCACGAGCGUGUUCUGCCCGAGCAAGACCCAGCUCUUCCCCCUCCGCGCGCAUGCGCCAGACGCGCGGUUUCCCUGGCAGCGGGGAUUGUUUUCGGCCAAACCACCUGCGCAGCGCUGCGGAGGGGGGAGCGCGGGGUGAGGGAGAGCCCACUGACGGGGGGAGACGAGGCCGCCGCAGGAGCUGGCUGGCCGCGGCGGUGCCACCGAGGCGGACGGGCCCGACCUUCAAGUCUGUGGACACGUUAUAUUAAUUAAAGUUGUUAAUUACUCUGAAAAAAAUGAUGAAUCCUGAGAGAAAAGCAGCUGCUGUGUUGAGCCACCUUUAACUGAGGACUGAAAAUGCCAACAGUUGAAAGUGAGGCAAAGGCAAAAACCAAAGUUCGCUUUGAGGAAAUCUUCAGACGUCAUGCUGGCCUAACAGAGGAAAAGAAAUCAAGGAAAAAGAAGCUCCACUCUCAAGAGAAUAUUGUGCUUGACACUUUCAGAAGUAAUAUUGAUCUAACUAAAGAAAGUGGGAAUGAUGAAGCAAUUAUAAACAACACAUACAAUCCUGAAGAAGAGAGUCCCCGAUUUACAAAAAAUAAACUCAGAGAGAAAACAUCAAUUGCAGAGAAAAUAAAUAAUGAUGUUAUUAGUGGAGAGGCGAACAAGCAAACAAAGUCUAACAAGAAGAAAAAGAAAUCAUUGUCACAAGAACAAUUUAAUGAGGAGGACAAUUUAUAUGAAGUUAAAUUGGAGAGUUCUGAAAAAAAGAUUAAUGAUUUUCCAAGGAAAAAGACAAAAAGUAAAUCACAAACAGAUGUACCUCAUCAAGAAGGUGAUGGAAAGAUUAAAAGUUCCUUCACAGAAGUGAGAAAUGCAACUGAAUUAGAAGAGGAAGAAGAGCUAAUUCAAGCCUAUCAGUUGCAUGUGGCUGAGAAUGAGGUAAAUGCAAUUAAAAAGAAAAUAAGAAUGAAACUUAAAGAACAGAUGUCUGAAUUUACCUCUACUGAUCAGAGCCAUGAAGUUGCAUUGAGUGAUGAAGUGGGCAAAAAGCAGAAAAAGAAGAAAGAAGUUGCAGUUGUAUGUGAAGCUGAAACAAGUGCAAUGUCCCUUUCCGACCUACAGCAUCAUCCAGCAGAAGGUAACAAUGAAAAUCAUUUACUGGAAAGAGAAUUUGUAUCAGAAGGACAGAACCUGGAGGAAAGCAUGGAAAAACAGAAACCUAAAGCAAAGAUGGUUAAAAAGAAAACCAAAAAAGAAAAUAACGCAGGAGUUACUGCAGAAAAUGAUGAGGAAAUGAGGACUUCAGAAAUUUCAACUCAGUCUAAAUUUGUUUUUGAUGAUGAUCUUGUGUUGGGAAUUUAUAUCCAUCGAUCUGAUCGACUUAAAACUGAUCUGGUAUCUCAUCCUGUAGUUAAAAUCCAUAUUGUUGAUCAGAAAAGUGGCUUAUAUGUCAAGAAGGAUCAUAGUGAGAGGAAAGUUGUAUCUUACUACGAGGAAGAGCAAAUAGACCAUAUUCUUCCUAUUAUGACGCAGCCAUAUGACUUCAGACUGUUUAAAUCAGCGGUUCCAGAAUGGGAGGAACAAGUCAUAUUUAAUGAGCACUUUAAUUAUUUUAUUCAAAAUACUGAAGAAAGUCCUCGAGUAAUUCUAUUUUUUGAGAUCCUUGAUUUUCUCAGUAUGGAUGAAGUGAGAGUCAACUCUGAUGCACAAAUUCAGGAAUGUGGUUUCCGAAAAAUCUGUUGGGCUUUUCUAAAGCUUGUUGGUGCAAAUGGAGUUCUAAAUGUUGAUGGAAAACUCCGUCUGCAAUUGUAUUACCCACCUUCAAAGACCAGGUCACAUUCAGAUGUUGUUGAAGUUUUUGAUUGGUGGGCAAAAUGUCCUAGAAAUCGUUACCCAGCAACUUUAUAUGUUACUGUAAGAGGCAUAAAACUGCCAGAUCAUGUUGCCCCUUCUUUCCGUUCUAUGCUGGCUGUUCAAGAGGAACAAGGUAGUGCAACACUGUGUGAGCUCCAUGGGGAAGGAUCUAAAAAAUCAUGUGAAGUCAGUUCUCUAGAGGAGAAAAAAGAGCAGCUAAAGUGGUCGAGGCUCCCUGGACAGGCUUGUCGCAUUCCAAACAAACAUCUGUUUUCAUUGCGAGGUGGAGAUAUGGGCUGUUUCUGUAUUCGUUUCUCUCAUGAUGGAAGAACACUGGCAGCAGCAUGUGCAGGAAGGAAUGGCUAUCCCAUCGCUUUGUUUGAAAUUCCUUCUGGACGGUUCCUGAGAGAAUUCUAUGGUCACCUUAACAUAGUGUAUGAUCUUUGUUGGUCAAAGGAUAGUCAACACCUUCUUACUGCAUCCUCUGAUGGUACUGUCAGAAUGUGGAAGAUUGAAACACCGGUUGCAUCUGCAGUGAAAGUUUUCCCUCAUCCUUCAUUUGUUUACACUGCAAAGUACCACCCCGUUGCUGACUUUUUGGUGGUGACAGGAUGUUAUGAUGCUGUAAUUAGAAUUUGGAAUGCCAGUGUGAAAGAAAUCCAUGGGCAACUGCUACAGGAGCUUGAUGGUCACAAAAGUUUCAUCAACACACUUUGUUUUGAUACAGAAGGCCUCCACAUGUUCUCAGGAGAUAGCACGGGACUGAUAAUAGUUUGGGAUACAUCUGUGAAAGGAAGUUCUCAAUGCCUGUUUCAACACUGGAGAAUUAAUAAGGAAAUAAAAGAAAAUGAUCUUAGAGGAACUCCAGUAAAUCAUUUGGAGGUGCAUCCAAAUGGAAGACGCUUAUUAAUCCAUGCCAAAGACAGUACCCUGAGAAUUACGGAUCUCAGAAUCUCGGCUACAAAGAAAUAUAUAGGUGCUACAAAUUACAGAGAGAAGAUUCACAGCACUUUAACACCAUGUGGUACGUUCCUAUUUUCUGGAAGCGAAGAUGGAAGAGCGUAUGUGUGGAAUCCAGAGACAGGAGAUCAGGUGGCAAUAUAUUCUGAACUUUCCUUCACAUCUCCACUUCGUGACGUUGCCUUUCAUCCACAUGAACAUAUGGUGUCAUUUUGUGCCUUUGGUCAAAACCAACCAAUACUUGUGUAUAUUUAUGAUUAUAAAGUUGCACAACAAGAAGCUGAACUUGUAAAAGAUCUUAGCUCAUCACUUAGCACAGCUGCACCAAGAGGACCGCAAAUUAUUAGCAGUUUUUCUGAAAUUCCUAUGCAAAAAAGUUCCAUAAUGUCUCCAGCAGAUCAGUUUGUCGGUGCUGCAAGAACAUCAAUGCGAAUGCAAAAGCUGAAACAAAAACUUGAUUCUGUAACGACGAGCUCAAAUCUCUUGCUUCCUGCUCCAUUGUCGCUGUCACCACACUCCAAACUAAGGCUGCCGAACACUCUGAGCACUUCACUGAAUCCACUGUAUUCUUUCUCAGGGUCAGUUCCAAGAAUGCUGCAAAGAGAACAAGGUGUGUCUGGAAUUGUCUGUAUCACCAAUGUUUGAGCUGAUAAUUUGGCACGUGCAAAUGUGCAGAAGCCAUCUAGGAAGAUCUAAUAGCUGUGUAUUUUUAUAUGAACAAGCCUGUUAAGGUAUGUGCUUUGGGAGUCCCAAACUUUCACAAUGCUAGUACAUGGUUUUCUGUGUUUUCUCUGGUAGCUUGAUCUUUUCAAAAAAAUAAACUUUUUUUUGUAGCAGUUAGCAAUGAAGUCCUUUUAAAAAAACCCAGAUAUCUUUAAUAAUGCACAGUGUAUAGCAGUGGGUUACUUUCAUAAUAAGAUAUGGAGAAGGAUUUCCUGUCCUUCAGUAUUCAGACCUCAAAAAAUGCCAUUUCUUUUACUGAUGAAUAUGAAAACUUUGAUGCUGCUUUUGUGUGAGUUUUGGGUUACUGGAGAUGCAAUAUGAGCCCUAGUCAGUAGCAAUUUUAACUGCUGAUACUAGUAAAAAAAAAAAAAAGAGAGAGGAAGGGUGAUGUAAUUAACUGGCCAUUGCUGAAUUUCGGUUGUGAGAGGAACCAUGCAAAGUAAAUUACUCUGUUUUCCUUUCUUGCUUAAUUUUCAUUCUCUGUCUUUUAUCUCUGGUCAAGUACGUUUCCUAAAGACAUGAGAAGACCUCCCAAGGUCAGCAGAUACUCAAAUUUUAGAGCUGCAGAUACUGUUGAAUUCUGUGUUGAAUCACGACUGUCAUAACAUAUUUUAGGAAAACGAUAAAUUCUCCUUAGGAGCUCUAUUUCCUCUGGUUCAAGGAGGGUAAGUAAUACAGCACAACAGAAGCAACAAUACUACCAAACACCAUUGUGACGGUUACCUCUUCAUUGUUGUGCACUCACAAUCCUAGAGGAUGGCAAUUUCUCUGUUUCUUGAACAUACUUUUCCAAAGGGUAACAUCACAAGCUUCAUUUAAUUCAAUACAAUACAAGUUUCCUUUUCAAAUUUAAUUUAGCUUUUUUGUUUUUAAAUAGCUCUGAUGAGCUUAGCAAAAACAAUAAUUACUUUCUGAGGAUAUCUGUUAGAAAAAUAACCCUUGUUAAUCCAAACUAUGUGUCACGGUCUGUGUUUUCCUUGCAUCUUUUUUGUUAUCUGCUAUCUAGAACUUGUAAAUAAUAUUGCCAAUCUGAUUUCAGAAUGCUGAUUUUAUCUGUACAGGCUUAUUAAUGUUUGUUGUAGAGUCAUUUUCCAUUCUCUGCAUUGUAGAAAGAAACAACAGGAUGGCAUAGCCCCUGUUUAUUUUUCAAUUCUAUCUAAUGCCAUUAUGAUGUAACGUUAGAGGUUGUUAUAAAUUAGCACGUUCCUGAUUAGCAUGAAUUCAAUAUGUGCUCUUUACUUCAAAAGAAUGCUUGGGACACGUGCUACUACUUGCGUUGUUUAUAUAUGGUUCUGUAGAAACUUAACAUUUGCAAGAAAAAUGUAAGAUGAUGAUUUGAUAAGAUUACGCAGAAAUAAUUAGGUGGGUGUGUAGGCUCCUAAAUGUAUUUGAUUUUAAUCUCUAAUUAAAAAGUUGGAUUUUUUAUUGUUUUUGUGAUGCAAUAGCUUUUACUUCAUUAUACCUUUUGUAAAUAGGGGCCAAAUUCUGCAUGUUCAUUGUGUCUAAGUACAGGAUGAAUGUAUGUAUAUGGAAACAGUAUUCUCCUCAAAGCCAUUGACAGACUGUCUCCAUAGUUCCUUUUGGAGGAUUAUUCCAAGAUGCAGAAUGCUUACAUGUUUGUGUCCUUAGACACCUUGAACCAGAAAUAUCUCUCUGCAUUCCUUUGGCUGAUGGUAGGUAUAAUUAUCUUUGUGGGAUAUGGCACUGCCAGAAGCAUAGUGUUUUUCAUGUUGGUGCUGUCUGAUUCUGCGAUCUCUUAUAUGAAGGUUGGAAUUAGCUGGUGUUGCAGUGAAGAUAUCUCUUUGUGGAUCUACAGGUGUGAAUUCAAGUCUUGCUCCAUCCCACUGAUCUAGCACUGACUUAGUUCUGCUUGCAAGGGCAUAGUUGGUCAUUUGGGCUGGGGAAUCAGACAGCCAGAUGUAUAACCAUAGAUGACUAUAUCAGUCUUUGAAUAGGAAAGUUACUGUGUUUAAGCAUAUUAUACAGUUGUCUAAUAUCCAGUUGUCUUGCACAGUUGUGGAGAAACAUGACUGACUCAUGGUUUCAGAAGCCAAGCUUCUCCUAAUGCCUGGAGUUGGGGCAUCUGCUGGAAAAUCACUUGCUGGUGUGAAAGAAACAGCAGCAGUAUGUGCGUAACUGCAUGCUACUGGAUUGUGUAGCUCUGUGGAGUUUGUUCUCUAGAUAACUGUUUUUAAGAGCAGCAUUUCAUAAAUCAUUGGUAAAAAGGUAAAUAUUACAUACUUCUAAAUGGAAAACGUAUAUCCUCCUGUGCAGAUUUUUCUGUAUGGCAUCAUAUUUGACAUGGCAGCCACAGCCUGAUCUACUGACAUCUACUGUUCCCGAAUUACUUUUAUUUUGUUAGUUUGUGAGUUUUUGUGGUAGUAAUGGGAAUGGGGAAAGGGAACAAAUGAACAUUACUGUCUGCCACCUAACAGCACAGCUCCUUUGGCUUUGUAUAUUUGUUUGUUUUGUCACUACCAUCUUGAUCGGUCACCUGCACUAACUGGAGCAGUGACACUUGGCAGCAGUAAAGCUGAAUGAAAUUUCUCUCUUAUUUCUACGAGUAUGAAGUGAAGAAAGGUUCUCAUAUUGAAAGCUAAAAUAAAUGAGGUUUAUACAUCUUGUAGAAAGUACAGGGAGUAAUCAGAGAGGUGUUUUAUUUGUCCUUUUGAUUUUGUAUGUUUUUAAGUGUGUAGAUCUAGGUAACAAAUUGGAAUCUCAUUUAGAAAAUGAGUGUUAAAUUGAGGAGAUGGUACAUUUACUCUGAAAGAAGAAAUAAGUGGCGAAAAGAUAAGGAGGGGCUAAUAACAGCAUGGGCUCACCUGUUGUCAGGUGGAGUUCUGCAAACUUGCAAAAAACACUGCAAGAACCAUGUCAGUGUUUUCAGAAGUUCUUUGCAUUCAGUACUGAUGCCGUCCUAACACUUCUGUGUGUACAUUUAAACAGAGCACGUGAGAAUUGUCUGUUUUAAGUGAUGUGCAAGAUACAGACUGAAGAAAAUUAACAGUUUCCUUUGGCCUCAUACUAUUUUCAAGGAUAACAGUGUAUUAGAAAGGCUGCUAAAUAUAGUUCAGAAUAAGACAAGGAACAACUUUUGAAAUUAGUUGUAUUGUUCUGCAGCUUCAGCAGAUUGUGUUCUAAAGUAGUUUUAAAAGCUGUGAUACAGAUUAAACUUAGUUGAAACAUUUUCCAACACACUUUGGUCCUAUCCAUUUUCCACUCAGUCAGGACCAUUAGAUUUUAUACUUAGCGGUGUGAAUUUGAAGUAGGUUCUCACCUACAGCGUUGGAUGUUAGUAAAAUGUCUGUUUUGGUGGUAAAACAAAAAUGUACACCCAUUCCUUUUAAUUUUAUGUGAGCUGCAUCUGAAAAUGUUUACAGUUGGUUUUGAAAGUGUUUGUGAUCUUGUGUGCAAGUAAAGAGAAGCAGUUUCUUAUCCAGUGUAUAAAAAUUAUUUAAUGAAUUCUGUUUGAUCUGUUAAAGCAUAAUUGUUGUGAGAAUAAAGUGUUUGAGGGAAAAUUAGUAUAUAUUUAUGGCAUUACAAAAUGAUCCUCUUUCUGUUAUAUAAUGCCUUGCUUGAAAAGUCCCAGAAAAGAGUAAUACUGCUCUGAAAACUUUUACUUUAAAAACAAACAAAUAAACAAAAAACCUGUCCUAUGAAACCUGAAUGAGAGAUUACAGUGCAUACUAGAAUAUCUACUUGUCAGAAAAUUCAGUUUUGAAUAGGUGACUGCUGAAAACAUAAUUCUGUUUACUGGAAAUAGUUCUAAAGCCACGAAAGGUUGAUAGGAAAGCAGGCUGAGCUGAUACAUGCAUAUUCAGCUUAUAUGAGUUGUUUACUUGGGUAUAUUUUAACUAUGCCAUGUUGCAAGAGGCCACAAUAUAAAUUACACGAUGUAUGUCUGCAAUAAGAAAUACUGUUUCCUAGAAGCAUAGUUUAUUUUCAUGUUAUUUUCAUGUCCUUAUAUCUUUCAGAGUUUUUGGUGUUUUUUUUCCUUUUAAAAUAAAUUAUUAACUACUAUAAA